GGGGUAACUGCGGUACCAGGUACCGUUGUCUCGCAGUGGGGGGCUGGCUGGGCGGUAAACACUGCCACCUCCUGGCCAGGCGACUUCACGACUGUCUACCGCCCUUCAGGCAACAAGAACGACCAACCGGACGACCUCCAAGCCGCGCUACGAAGGUUCCAGCAGCAUUUUACCAGAAGCCUCAGUUCAGUUCAGUCUUCAGAAGCUACCUACCUUGACACCCCGCACGCAGCCGCACUCUGCUACGCCGCCCCUCCCGAGCUGUCACUGAGCUCGCAACGCCAACAGGAACAAACGACGCACAGUCACCGCGGCCAUGGCCAACCACGCAAAAGAAGAAGAACACGAGGGCGCCUCGACCCGCGAGCUGCUGAUCGAAGCCUGCCGGCGCAACAACACGGAGCUGCUCCUCGAGAUCCUGUCCAGCCCGCCGCUCAAAGAUGAUGAGGCGGCGACCGCGGAGAUCCUGAACACCACCACGACGGUGCUCGGCAACCACCUGUACCACGAGGCGGCCCUGCGCGGCAACUACGAGGUCAUCGACCUGCUGCUGGACCAGCCCGGCUUCGAGUGCGACCCGGUCAACCGCGUCGAGGGCGACACGCCGCUGCACAGCGCCGUGCGCUGGAUCAACAGCGAGCCGCCCGCCCAGCGCGAGUUCGGCAACGCGCUCGUCGAGAUGAUGCUCGAGGCCGGCUCGAGCCCGCGCGUGAAGAACAAGGGCGGCCUGACCCCGCUGCAGCUGGUCGAUCCGCAGAACGAGGGGCUCCGGGAGCUCAUACGCAAGCACGAGUAUGCCGCCCUGAACGCGGGCGAUUUCGUCAGCGCGGAGGAGGUCAAAGGGGGGAGGGAGGCGCUGGCCGGGAAUGGGGGGCCACAAGAGGAGGAGGAAGAUGAGGAUGCCGAGUUCAGCGGGAGUGAUGAGGAGGAGAGAGCCGAGUGGGAGAGGCGGCGGAGGGCAAAGAGGGGGUGAGUGGAGGGGGCAUUCGGGAUCGAUGUGGAGGCUGUCCACACCGGCUGGAUAGGUGUGUGCUCUCGUCUAGGCGAGCCGCCGAGACACUGAUCUAGGUAACUUGGCGGUAUGUAAUGUUGGCGGGCCAAUAGAUUUUC
This is a messenger RNA of Thermothielavioides terrestris NRRL 8126, 1110 nucleotides long. RefSeq lists its product as uncharacterized. Bases 317 to 973 code for a protein of 218 amino acids. The transcript has 2 exons. Gene Ontology annotation, molecular function: protein binding. The record is from RefSeq and is a predicted model, not a curated record. Lineage: Eukaryota; Fungi; Ascomycota; Sordariomycetes; Sordariales; Chaetomiaceae.